GGGAGUCGGUGAGCUUCCCAGUAGCUUCUCGGUGGAUGGGCCGAAACUUUAGAAAGCUUUGCGACUCUUGAUUUCGCUACUUGAUUUGGCGGGAGAGGGGGGUCGGGGGCAGGGGGGGGGGGUGUUUGGAUUUCAACAGUUUCGCUAAAAAAAAAAAAAAAAGGCCGCUGGAAAAAGAGAUGAGCAGUCCGGAUGCGGGCUACGCCAGCGACGAUCAGAACCAGGCAAGGUGCGCGAUGUCAGUCAUGAUGCCUGGGAUGGGACACUGCCAGUGGGCCGCCGACCCCCUCAGCCCCCUCGGGGAACCCAAGGCCAAAAGCGAGGCGGCGGCCACCGGCGGGCGCCUCGGAGGCGCGACCGGGGGGAACCAACCGAGUCGCGGCAAGAGUGAGCCCAGGAUCCGGCGCCCCAUGAACGCUUUCAUGGUUUGGGCGAAAGACGAGCGCAAGCGGCUGGCGCAGCAGAACCCGGACCUGCACAACGCCGAACUCAGCAAAAUGCUCGGCAAGUCGUGGAAGUCGUUACCGGCGGCAGAAAAGCAGCCGUUUGUUGAGGAGGCCGAGCGCCUGCGAGUUCAACACAUGCAGGACCACCCCAACUACAAGUACCGGCCCCGCAGGCGCAAGCAGGUUAAGCGGAUUAAGCGGCUCGACUCGGGCUUCCUGCUGCACGGGGCGCCCGGGGACGGGGCGGGGACGGGGGGGCCGGUCUACCACGAGCAUCCCGGCUUCCCGCAGAUCCCUCAUCAUCAUCAUCAGCAGCAGCAGCAGCAGCCACUCGCUCACUACCGCUCGGACCCCCUCGGCGGACCCUCCUACGAGAGCUACAGCCUCCCCACCCCUGACAACUCGCCCUUGGACGCCGUGGACGCCGACUCCAUGUUCUUCCCCGCCCAGGAGGACUGUCACAUGAUGUACGCUUACCACCCGCAGGGUGGCGACUACCAGCACCAGGAGCCCCUCCACCCCCACCACCAGCAGCACCAGCACGCUCCUUACGUGGGGUGCCCCAACCCCUUGACCGUGUACUACGGUCACACCAAGCGGCACCCCGGGGCGGGCCAGCUGUCGCCGCCGCCCGACUGCCAGCCGCACGCGGCGGCCGAGAGCGCCGAGCUGCUCUCCGAGGUGGACCGAAGCGAGUUCGAGCAGUACCUCGGCUCCUCGGCGUACGGCGCCCUGCACGAGGCUGGCGCGCAAGGACCCGAGGGCCUCAUAUCGUCCGUGUUGUCUGACGCGAGUACGGCCGUCUAUUACUGCAGCUAUAACAACUCCUAAAACCUCGGCGCCAUAUUUGACCUUUCACCUCCCUCUUGAACUCCAAGGCCAGACAACUCAAGGACUUUUUUUUCCGAGCAAACGUUGGUUUUUGAUAUCAAGUCCAUUUGUACAGUCACUAUUUCAAAGUCUUUGUAUGUCAUUUAAAAAAAAAAAAUACUUUUGCACUUUUGACUAAUAAAUUUUGCAAACAAAUCAA
Messenger RNA from Hippocampus comes (tiger tail seahorse), 1476 nucleotides. RefSeq names its product SRY-box transcription factor 17 (gene sox17). The transcript has 2 exons. NCBI's taxonomy places the organism in Eukaryota, Metazoa, Chordata, Actinopteri, Syngnathiformes, Syngnathidae. Gene Ontology annotation, biological process: endoderm formation; negative regulation of canonical Wnt signaling pathway; angiogenesis. Gene Ontology annotation, cellular component: nucleus. Gene Ontology annotation, molecular function: RNA polymerase II cis-regulatory region sequence-specific DNA binding; DNA-binding transcription activator activity, RNA polymerase II-specific. The record is from RefSeq and is a predicted model, not a curated record. Bases 180 to 1277 code for a protein of 365 amino acids.